AAGAAUAUAUUGUGUGCAGAAGACGUGGUUAGGGAUUUGACAUGUUCGCGUUUCCUUCCCCAGCGAAUCACACACGAGGAUUCCAGUCCGGGCUUUGUCGAGCACCAUGUUCCUCUGAUGUGAGAGCAUCCAGAGGCGGAGGGGUUUUCACUCCGUGAUCUCUCUCUCACUCUCAGCCUGUCCGAGUGAACUUCACAGAGCGGACACUCACCGGGAUUUCAUGCACACACACACGGGAUUCGUGAGGGUGGCCUUAGGUCCCAGUCCUGCAAUAUCCACACUGGGUCGGGGAAGGAAAAAUAGAGGACUUGCUUUUUUGUAAAAGAAAGAAAGCUAUCCGCAGACAAUAUAUAUGCAAAAAAGCGUAACCAAGAGCCGGGGGAGGAAUACUGGAGAUCAGCAACCACUGCUUGGAGAAAUCGCCUCAGCUUCUCAGCAGUGUGUUUGGACUUUGUAAGGGAGUUCGUCAGGCUUCGGGCUGGGGUUUUUUUUUAAAGUGUAUUUUCAAGAUCUAUCUGCACACACCAUGUCCUGGAUUAUUGCUGUUCUUGCGGGGCUUUGCAUCUUAACUCUGUUUUGUGAUUCGGUUGUGGCUGAUGUGAAGGCUCGGACCUGUUCUGAGGUGAGGCAGGCGUAUGGUGCGAAGGGAUUCAGCCUCAACAACAUACCCUACCAGGAGAUCUCGGGGGAAGACUUGCGGAUAUGCACACAAGGUUUUACAUGCUGCACUUCAGAAAUGGAGGACAAGCUGAGCCAGCAGAGCAAAUUGGAGUUUGAAAAUAUGGUGGAAGAAACAAGUCAUUUUCUCCGCACAACCUUUAUUACAAGACAUAAGAAGUUUGACGAGUUUUUCAGAGAACUUUUGGAAAAUUCAGAGAAGUCACUGAAUGACAUGUUUAUACGGACAUAUGGCCAAUUAUACAUGCAAAAUUCUGAAGUGUUUCAAGAUCUCUUCACAGAACUAAAACGCUACUACACAGGUGGCAAUGUAAAUCUGGAGGAAAUGCUCAAUGAUUUCUGGGCCCAUUUACUGGAACGAAUGUUCCAGCUAGUAAACCCCCAAUACCAUUUCACAGAGGACUACCUCGAAUGCAUCAGCAAAUAUACUGACCAGCUCAAGCCAUUUGGAGACGUGCCUCGAAAGCUGAAAAUACAGGUGACAAGGGCUUUUAUCGCAGCUCGGACCUUUGUACAGGGUUUGACUGUUGGCAGGGAAGUUGCCAACAGAGUAUCAAAGGUAAUUCCAGCAUUAGGAUGCAUCCGUGCUUUAAUGAAGAUGAUGUAUUGUCCUUACUGCCGAGGGGUCCCCACUGUGAAACCUUGCAACAACUACUGUCUUAACGUAAUGAAGGGCUGCUUGGCUAAUCAGGCUGAUCUGGACACAGAGUGGAAUCUUUUUAUUGAUGCUAUGCUGUUGGUAGCAGAAAGGUUGGAAGGGCCUUUCAACAUUGAAGCAGUAAUGGAACCAAUUGAUGUGAAGAUUUCUGAUGCCAUCAUGAAUAUGCAAGAAAAUAGCUUUCAUGUUUCAGCUAAGGUUUUUCAAGGAUGUGGGCAGCCCAAGUCAGUGGCAAGUGGACGUAUGACCCGUUCCGUUUCAGAAAAUUUUAAUGCAAGGUUCAGGCCCUACAGCCCAGAGGAACGACCAACCACGGCGGCUGGUACAAGCUUGGACAGACUAGUCACUGACAUUAAGGAGAAACUGAAGCUGGCUAAGAAGUUCUGGUCCACUCUGCCGUAUGCCAUCUGUAAUGACGAUAAGGUGACAGCUGGUGCGUCUGAUGAAGAAGAAUGCUGGAAUGGACACACCAAAGGCAGGUACUUGCCUGAAAUAAUGAAUGACGGUCUAACUAAUCAGAUUAACAACCCAGAAGUAGAUGUGGACAUCACUAGACCGGACACAAUGAUUCGUCAGCAAAUCAUGGCACUUCGAGUGAUGACAAACAAGCUGAAAAAUGCCUAUAAUGGCAAUGAUGUAAACUUCCAAGAUUCAAUUGACGAGGCAAGUGGCUCAGGCAGUGGUAGUGGCUGCACCGAUGAAAUGUGUCCUCCAGAAUUUGACUUUUCAACCACUGAGGCUCCACCAGGGCCAAAGAAGAUUGAGCCAUCAAGUUCCACAGCAGUCAGACCCUGCCUGCAUUGGCUGGCCACACUUGUCAGCUUUCUGCUCCUGGUACUACAAAGACAGUGGAGAUAAUCGGUGACAUGCAAUAGAGACACUAAAAAACAAACACCAUUUUACUUUUGGAUAUAUCAUCAAACACACAGCUCCAUCUUGGAAUGGUACCAGUUUUAAAGCAGAAAGAGACACUGCAGCCUGUUGCCAUUUUAUCCAAAGACCACCAGGUGCCAUUCAGGUACAGUCUACAAGUGCAAGAUUGCUUUAUCCUCACUCAGACCUCACACAGAAAGAAAAACACCCUGAAAGUUUAUUGACUGCAGUUGGGACUGUUUUCAGAAUAAUCAUCCUUUCUGCUUAUUUUAUGCACCGAACAAAAAUGAAAUUCAAUGAAAACUUUUGAUUUAUACACUAAGUAAGAUUUUAAUAUCUAAGUUUUACUUUUUACAGUUACCACAAAGUGAAAAGAAUGCUGCAAAAUGGUGUAUCUAUUGUAUCGCUACAGUGACAUUGGUGUACAAUGAAAUUCAGUUACAGCAGUAGUUAUAUGAUAUAAGAAGGCUGGUAGUUUAAUAGCACAGUUUGCCUCAUCCAUCCAACAACUUUAUUCAGGUUGUCUUUUAGAAAAUAAGAAAAAAGUUUGUGGGCAGGAGCAUUUAAAAUUAGCUAUAAAAUGAAAAUAUUGGAGUAUUAUAUAGAGCCUAGAGAACAAGUGACUAUACAAGCAUUUGAAAGCUACAUGAUUUCUGGUAGACACUGAUGGAAUUUAUUAAUAUACAAAUGAUAAAAAAAAUCAUGUCAAUUUGCCAAUCACAGCAGAAGAAAGAUCCAGGAAGACUGAGCUCUGACCUUCAUGUUGAAGUAUAUGAUUAGCUUCCCUGUCCUGGAUUUUUGCUGCUGAUUUUGAUUGAGUGAGAAAGAUCGUACUAGAGCGCCUGAUUUUCCCUAAUGCUCCUCCGCUUGUUUGUUGCUUCGCUCUUCUACUAUAAGCCAUUUGAAAAUCUCCAAAAAGUGAAAUUCUUAUUUUAUUUUCACAUUUUCAUCCUAGCACUAACCAUCAGUUGCUACAGAUAAUUUGAGGUAUUAGCUCAGGGUUUAAAUGUAAUUACAUUACCUGCAUGUUAUUGUAUCUCCAAUGCUCAGCACAAUGGUAGUCCUGGAACAUUCACACUGUUGAAACACCAGUAUUUAAUGCAAUUGAUCAAUGUCUCCAUCACUUACAUCUAAAGAGAUUGUCUGACAUGAGUAUGGGUCUUCCUCCCUGAUACAUUCUGUGACAGAGGUACAGUAAAUCUGUAAUAGUGACACAGAGCUUCUGUUCCUGACAAAGGGUCUAGGUGAAAGUCCUAGAGUUUUGUAGUCACAAAAUGUACCAUUAAAGACAAAAUAAAAACCCAUGCCCUUCAGCACUUUGAACACAUUACGGAGCUUUCAAAAUGUGUACUUGUUCCUGAUAUAAUAUUGAUAACAUAGCUUUUAACCAUGGGAAAAUGUGCUGAACCAAAGAUUAUUUUGAAUGUCAGAUGAUUUGAACGUAACUGCAUCCAUCAUACUCCAAACAAUUACAUCAAAGAUGAAAUGGUGCAAUUGAGAGUUAUUUUUGUGGGUAAACUAUGAUCAUAAAUUGUUUAAUGUCUUUCAUGCUAGACACAUCUAGAGUCAUUCUCCUAGAAAAUUUCUGAAGAACUUCUGUUCUGAUCAUUUUAUUGUGCUAGAGAAUUAAAGAACAAAACAAAACAGAGGGACACUGGCUCAUUGUACCUGUGCCGUAUAUUGAGAGCUUUCCUUUAUUUCCAAUCCUUUGAUCUUUACAAAUAGUUCUGCAGAUGUUUCUUUUCUAAGCAGAAUUCCUUCCAAUAGUUACUAUUGACAUUACUUUCACCACCCAUUUAGACAGUCCAUUCAGGCCAAUAAAACAAAUUUGCAUUAGUAUUGUGAAAUCUUUGUUCCCUAGAUAGUGACUCUCCUGUAAGUAGUUAGGGUAAAUAAGAAUUACAUUGAAAUUAAUGGCAUCAAAUUCCAAAAGCAAGAAUACCAUAUAUAACCUACUGUAACAUGAAUAAUAUGAGCAGACAAUUCAUUUAGCACAUGGGACCAGGGGUAAAUUUCUACCCUCGUUUUGUUAUAUUUAGUCUGUCAGAAUAUCUCACAGUAUCAAUUUAUUUUAUUUAGUGUUUUUAUUUCAGCCAAAGAGCUAACUGAUUUAAACAUUGUGAUGCAAAUAUUGCUUCUGUUCAGAAAUAUUAAAUGAUUCUACUGGCUAAAAUACUCAAAUGCUGUCAAUCACUUUUGCAGUUUAAAUACAAAUGGCACAAUAAUUAAUUAAUUUAACCAUGGGUGGAUGAGGCUCAGAACAUAAUUGGUGCUACAACCAAUUACAACUUACUUAGUUCCUAAAUUCUAUCAUUAAAACAGCUGAGGAAAGGGAAUGAAGCAGAAGAUUCCACAGUAAAUUCUGUGAGGUAAUGAAUUUCCUUCUGCUCAUUGGAUUCAGGAAUAGAAUAGGAUUUAUUUAAAGCAAUUAAAUUCCACAGUUGACAAGUAUUUGCUUAAUAGUCUGAUGUAGUCAUGCAGUUUUCUUUUAAUUUCAAAGGGUGGGUGAGAAAUGGAAUUCAAAUUGACAUUCCAACAAGUUGAAGACCUUCAGUAACAACCAGGGUUAUAAAGAUUAGUUGCUCCAUUGUUAUAAAAUGAUAUAGUUUGUGGACUUUGGGAUAAAAAAUUAUCCAGUCUUUAGCAUAGGUAACUAGAAUGUUAAAAAAACAUAUCGAGAAAAGAAUUGUCAAGUUGUUUCAUGAACUGUUUUUCCUGUGCUCUUGGAAAUGUAGAAAGGUGGCUAGUCUGAGAUGUAUUAUAUGGAAUGUAAGGUUAAAAGUACUGGGGAUGGAAGGUUGUCUGCAAUCAUUUACACAAAAUGUGCAGUAUAGGAGUGACUGCUUGUUGUAUUCCAUUGCUGAAAUUAAAUUCCAUUGUUACAAGCAAAUGAGCUCAAAAUUCUACACUCUUAUAAGAAAAUAAUACUGUGGAAAUCUUUAUGAAAUUAAAUGAGUUGGAUUGCUAAUUUAUCUGAAAAAUGGAAUGGAAUUACUAAAACAAUGAACGUUUCUUAUUUCUUGCGUUCUCCAGAGAUCUGUGGGAACAUCUGUCCAUGGUAUCUUCAUUUAGAUUUGGAUUUUUAAAUACAGUUUUCAUAUUUUCAUGAGCACAGAAUAUUUUAAAUAGUUUUUAAUAACAUGCUGAUUCGUGAUUUGCAUGGGACAGAAUUUUGAUGAUUCCCUUGUUCUUGUGACUAUACAUGAAACUGCUGGGCACACCUACUUCACUAUAAUUAAUGUACUUUUUUAUUUAUAUUAAGAGCAAAUAAUUGUGUUAAUGUAUCUUUGUGUAUGAAUGCAAAAAAAAGAUGUUUUUCUAUAAUCUCUAGCAAAGUCAGAGUCACAAAUUUGAGUAUGAUAUUGAUUUUCAACAAAAAAUAAUGACACAGCAAUCUGUAUUCUUUCUAUAAAAUGUUACUAUUUAACAUCAAAUUAAAGUUCAUCGAUAGACCUUCAUCCAUUUAAAAUAAAUCAACUGCUUUCUGUUCAGAUGUGUAGAAUAUCCAAGACUAAGGUGAAUAUAAGUCUUAAUUAUGUAUUGAAAAAUUAGCCUGAUUUUGUAACUUAACAUUCAAAAGCAAACAGAAGGAUGGGUAAAACAAACAGCCCUGAAGGGAUUUGAUAUUCAAGGUGGAACUGCAGCAUUUUUACUGUACAUGUUAAAUCUUAGGUAACAUCUGUUUUGAGAAUUCAUUAACCACACUGGCUAUUCAUUGUUUAUGGUUAAAAGACUAUCUAAACAUUAAUUGUGAAGGAUGUGGUCCAGUGUUUCGCAUAAAGGCCAUAAUGGUAAACAUAAUUUUCUUCAACUUACAAAGUAAUGGAAUGCGAUGGUUUCAGAGGUCACAUGGGUUGAAUGGCCUCAUGAAGGCUAAGCUAUCCUUUGGGAUUUAUAAAGCUUUCUGCAAGAAUAAAAUUCUGUUUUGAGACACCAAAGCCUUUGAAGCUUCAUCCUACAAUAUUAUCAGGCUCUGGAUAUAAUGUCAAGUGUGUAUGUCUUUACUCUCUAUGCAGGUAGUGGUAUAGUCUGAGAACAUAGUGCAAUUUUUAGUUAUUUCACAUUGUCAUUAGCGGUGAAAUACCUGUCUUCACUUUUCUCAUUGAUAAAGCUGAUAUGAGUAGGAAGCUCUUUUCAGUGCAUUUUACUCAAAUCGGCUUUUUCACUGAUUUUGUUUUUAACCAAUAAAGUUCUGCCAUAUUACUAAGUGCAAAUGUUUGACAUAAACCUACUUGUAAUCUCCAUUUGGUCACAUAUUAGCCUUAAUUUUCUAAAUACUUCCUUGAACACUCAGGAAGAAUGAUAUUUAUCAAGAUCUGUAAUAUUUCUAAAAUUAAAGUUUAAUAUGCAUUGUAUUACAUCAUCGACUCCGAAUCAUGAUGAAGAAACUAGAUCAUAAGAUCUAAAGUUAUUUUAUGAUGGUGAGUGAACAGCCUUAGGUUGAUGAUUUUGUUUAUUUGUUUACAGUGCACAAACUGUCAUAUGACCAUGUAACAUUAUGUGAUAUGAUAUAUUAUUUUCUGGUAUCAAAUAGUCAAAUAAAGGUUCCUAUCAUUUCAAUAUG
Messenger RNA from Hypanus sabinus (Atlantic stingray), 6773 nucleotides. Its product is annotated as glypican-6-like. Bases 527 to 2194 code for a protein of 555 amino acids. Gene Ontology annotation, cellular component: extracellular region; synapse; cell surface. Lineage: Eukaryota; Metazoa; Chordata; Chondrichthyes; Myliobatiformes; Dasyatidae. Gene Ontology annotation, biological process: regulation of protein localization to membrane; regulation of signal transduction; cell migration. The record is from RefSeq and is a predicted model, not a curated record. The transcript is spliced from 9 exons.